Aegilops tauschii subsp. strangulata is the source of this 3526-nucleotide messenger RNA. Its product is annotated as G-type lectin S-receptor-like serine/threonine-protein kinase At2g19130. NCBI's taxonomy places the organism in Eukaryota, Viridiplantae, Streptophyta, Magnoliopsida, Poales, Poaceae. The record is from RefSeq and is a predicted model, not a curated record. Gene Ontology annotation, molecular function: protein kinase activity; ATP binding. Gene Ontology annotation, biological process: protein phosphorylation.
AUGAACCGUGAGCGGAAUCGUGGAGAAGAUGGCUUGCAGGCAAGCUGUGGAGUGAUGCCUCUGCUACCGAGGUUAACAGUGUGUGGGGGGAGUGGCGCCGAGGCCGCGCAGCCAUAUAAAGCGGCUCAGAGCCCGUGGUACGUGGCGGCGACGGCACGACGUGGGCGCGUGCAUGGUGCUGCGGCCCUGCUCGGCCGUAACGUGUCGCUGGGCGGCGCACCUACCCACGGAAUCGUCGUGUCCCGAGGUUUCUCAUGGCAUCUCGAGGGCUUGAGUAAAGCACUCCGGUCGUCGUCGAGCGGGGGCGGCUUUGUCUCGCCUUUGGCGGAAAGAAAAGAGUUCGCGGGAAUCUGCUCCGCUCUCCCGCGCCGCGCGGCGUCUCGGACAGGGUUGGCUAUUGGUGCUGCCGUUCUCUUGAACAGUGGAAACCUUGCCCUUACAGUCACAGAGAGCCCAUCAUCAUCUGACCUACCGUUGUGGCAGAGCUUUGAUUACCCAACAGAUAUUUUUCUUCCUGGUUCCAAGUUUGGCCGGAACAAGGUCACCGGCUUGAUUCAUCAGAGCAUCUCAAAGAAGAGCCUCAUUGAUCCGGGUCUUGGCUCAUACAGCAUUGAACUAGAAGAAACCAAGGGGAUCGUCCUCAAGCGCCGCAACCCCUUGGUAGUGUAUUGGCACUGGGCAUCCUCCAAAACAUCAUCGUUGAGUCUUAUACCAAUACUCAAUUCCAUUCUGGAUUUGGAUCCACGGACCAAAGGUUUGAUUAACACAACAUAUGUUGAUAACAACCAAGAGGAGUACUACACGUACACUUCACCGAAUGAAUCAUCUCCCACAUUUGUCUCACUAGACAUCUCUGGUCUGAUAAAGCUGAAUGUUUGGUCACAAGCCAACCAGUCUUGGCAAAUUAUAUAUACCCAGCCUGCCGAUCCCUGCACUCCGGCUGCUACCUGUGGACCUUUCACAGUCUGCAACGGCAUUGCACAGCCAUUCUGUGACUGUAUGAUGAACUUCUCUCAGAAGUCACCUCUGGAUUGGGAGUUUAAUGAUCGAACAGGAGGAUGCAUCAGAAGUACACCGUUACACUGCAACACUAGUAGUAACAACAAAAACAUCACAAGUUCAACAGACAUGUUCCACUCCAUUGCUCAAGUUACAUUGCCCUACAACCCGCAAAGCAUAGACUUUGCUAACACACAGAGCGAAUGCGAAGAAGCUUGUCUCAGUUCCUGCUCCUGCACUGCUUAUUCCUAUAACAGUAGCAGAUGCUCUGUCUGGCAUGGGGAAUUGCUUAGUGUAAAUCUGAAUGAUGGGAUUGAUAAUACUUCUGAAGAUGUUCUUUACCUUCGCCUUGCUGCCAAAGAUUUGCUGCCAAGUUUGAGAAAAAACAAAAGAAAACCAAACGUCGGAGUGGUCACUGCUGCAAGCAUUUUUGGUUUUGGGUUACUAAUGCUCAUGGUGUUGUUACUUAUUUGGAGGAACAAAUUCAAGUGGUGUGGUUCCCCUUUAUACGACAAUCAAGGUAGUGCUGGUGGGAUUAUAGCCUUCAGAUACACCGAAUUAGUUCAUGCCACUAAAAACUUCUCAGAAAAGCUUGGAGGAGGUGGUUUUGGUUCAGUAUACAAGGGAGUGUUAAGUGACUUGAAGACUACUAUAGCAGUGAAAAAGCUUGAUGGUGCUCAGCAAGGAGAGAAGAAAUUCAGGGCCGAGGUGAGCUCAAUUGGACUGAUCCAACAUAUCAAUCUUGUCAAAUUGAUUGGUUUCUGCUGCGAAGGUGAUCACAGAUUACUUGUAUACGAACACAUAUUAAAUGGGUCUCUUGACGGUCAUCUAUUUAAGAAGAGCAAUAAUGCCGAUGCUGCUGUCCUAAACUGGAACAGCAGAUAUCAGAUAACCUUAGGAGUUGCCAGAGGGUUGUCCUACUUGCAUCAGAGUUGCCAUGAAUGCAUCAUACACUGUGAUGUUAAGCCAGAAAACAUACUUGUGGACACAUCAUUUGUUCCUAAAGUUGCAGACUUUGGGUUGGCAGCGUUUGUGGGAAGGGAUUUUAGCCGAAUUCUAACUACAUUCAGAGGAACUGCAGGCUAUCUUGCCCCAGAGUGGCUUACCGGAGUUGCUAUUACACCGAAAGUUGAUGUUUAUGGCUUUGGCAUGGUGCUGCUGGAGGUCUUAUCAGGAAGGAGGAAUUCACCUGAAAUAUACAACACUAGCAGCAGCGGCAGUUACCGUGUUGAAUAUUUCUCGGUGCAAGCCAUCAGCAAGCUUCAUGGGGGAGAUGUGAAGAGUUUGGUGGAUCCACGGUUGCAUGGUGACUUCAAUUUGGAAGAGGCUGAAAGGGUUUGCAAAGUUGCAGGUUGGUGCAUCCAAGAUAAUGAGUUUGAUCGGCCGACGAUGGGUGAAGUCGUCCGGGUUCUCGAGGGUCUACAGGAGAUUGAUGUGCCCCCGAUGCCAAGACUACUUGCAGCUAUAACGGCACAACCUGGUGCUGCAACUUGAGUGUAAUAAUAACUAGCAGUCGAUGCUAAUAAUAUCUGUUAAUUUCAGCAAAUUUUAGAGUUUUAGUAAUGUUGAGAGGAAGGAAUAAAGGAAGGCAAAGCUGGUAUGCUAAUUAAAUUAUCUCUUAUUCAGUGCCGUAUGUAAUCAAGCAUUGUAGCAAAAUAUGGCAGACCUAGAAAUAUGUGUAUGUUUUGUUGAUGGGAUAGUUUGAUACCUAUCUUUAAAUCGAAGGAAGAUGUCAAUGUACAUGUAUGCCACAACCCAUUCUUGAUCAAGAGUACGCAUGGCCUGGUCAUCCCUCAUGCUCACUUGAUGGUGUGUUGUUCUGGUACGAAACCGAGUGGCCUGGCCCUACACCUGCGCGACGAAAUUUGCGGCAGGCUCCAGUGCGGCAUGGAUGCGAAGUAAAAUAUGGGUACAAAUGAAGGAAUCCAGGUUUGAAGACGGUCAAAGGUGACAUGACGAAUGAUUUUGCUCCAAGGUCAUGAGGCUAUUACAUUCAGUCCCCUGGAAGAAAGCAACCACAGAUGACAGUAAGGUUCAUAACCCUGCUAGGGAGAGCAUAACAAGUGACAUUCAGUCCAUGGUGACAAAGCAAUGAAGAAACAUCCUCCUACUGGACAACACCUUUGGUUUUAAGCAUCCUAAAUUUUGCAAAUUUGGUAAAGAUUCCCCAUCAGCAACAAACAGCUGUUUCUCUUCUGAUUGCCGCAGUUUUUUCUCCUUUUGUAAUGUCUGCAAAUGUUUUGAUGAAUAUAUGUGCUGCGUUUAGUAUUUGCGCAUCUGGAAAGGAGCAUGAAGCACAGGCUUUUCAAGGCACUGCACUGCACUGUUUUUGCCUGCUCAUAUUAAAUUGCCGAGAGCAGAAGUGCAGCCAGUCAUCCUCAGUAAACACAUCUAGGUGAAAGUUGAGGUGUUCUUUUCAGACUUGGGAUGGUAACUUCAGAACUUCUAAUUACAAUGCAGGGACAGGUUACUAAUAGCUUGCUUAGGCAAGAUGCCAGCUAUAGUUUAAAUAUUUUUUUCUAGAAAA